AUAAAUGUCUUUUACCAUUCAUUAAAGAUGAGGGUAAAAGUGGUUAGUGUAAACAUGAAAAGUGGUACUUUAAAAAUGGUAUUUUUGGCAAUUUCCCUAAAUGCUAAUACAUAGAAUUAUGAUGCCGAUUUUAUGUUAGUAUCCAUUUUAAUAUUCUAUUAUUAUAAUUUGCCGACUCUAUGCUAUGAUUGUAUAUAUUCUCAUCAUACGUUUGAUGAGAAAUACACACAAAAUUUACAAAAUUUCAUCUUUAAAUAAUAUGAAACACUUCAAACGUUGUCUUUUGGAAAAAGAAACAUGUUUCUUAUUGGAGAUAUUGAGUUGGCUAAAUAUUGCUAUAAAAUUAGAGUAAAGGUGUUGAUACUUUAGAAUCAUGAAAAAAUCAAAAUUUGUUCCAACUGAAUUGGUGUUGGUUGAUAUCAUCGUAAAUAUUAAUUGAUUUCAUUAUUGAUUCACAUUAAUUAUACGAUUUGGUGUUAGUCAAUUAUUUUGAAAUUUUUUUUUUAGGGAACUAGGGACUCAUGUUUCUAUUGAUAAAUGUUCUUUUGGCGACUUGUCUUUUGAUAAUUUCCGAUCUAAGUUAUGUCAAGAAGAUUAUUUUAUUCUGCAUAAUUUCACUUCCGGUGAUUAGACCAUAAAAAUUUUAAGAUAAAUUUUUAUAGAACAACCAAAAUCAUACCUUGCGAUGAUUUUUCAAAAAAGUUAAAAAAUAAUUAUUUCAUGGAAUUUAAAGAAAUAUUGGGACGUCAAUAUGAAAAAGAAUGUUUAGUCGGUGAAUUUUCUAUAUCAUAUUUUGUUUUUAUUGAUGUAUUCAAUUUAUGAUAUGUUUGUUCACAAGUUUUUCUUUCUAAUGUUUUGUGCGUUUAGAUAUUAUUGGCGAAGUUGUGAAUGUUGAACCUUUAAAAUAUAUCAUUGCAACAGGAAAAUGUUUAACUAAGUUAGAAUUAAUUACUAUUCGUGACACAAUGUAAAAUUUAUUCAGAGUUUAAUUUAAUAUUGUUUUAUUUUUAUGACAUGACGCUUAUUUAAAUUUUUAAUAUUUAGUGAUAGAUGUUUAACAUGCACAUUCUUGGUAUGCAAACCAAGUAUCAUAUUUCUUUAAAUCAAUCCUGAAAAUUAUAGUGAUAUGUAUUAUUGAGUUUUAUUUAAGUUCUCUGCAUAGUUCUACAUGCCCAAGAACUGUACUACUAAAUUAAAGAUUUGUUCCUUCAUAUUAAGUACGCUUACACUUAAGCUAAAAAUUUUAAAACUAGACUCUUUAAUAUUAAAAAAAACUUUGGGAUUCAAUUUCCAGAUAAAAGAAUCAUAUAUAAACAAUAAGAAAAAUAUUUCCACAUAGUAAGCAAUUGAGAUUUGGUUAAUAAAGACCGAUAACACAAAAAAAAAUAUUUAUAUCUAAUUAAAUACAUUAGCAUAAAAUAAAUAUAAUAGUAAAAAAAUAUUAAGAAUAUAUAUUAGCUCGCACAAGCUAACGUUGGUCUCUUCUUACUUCCAAAGUAACAAACUCGAUCAUAUAACUAUAUGAAUCUCAAUUUAGUAAGUCAAGAAUUAUAUUUAAAGACCAUACUUUUUACUUUGUCUUGCUUUCGUUAUAUCUUCUACACCUGUAUGCAACCUUUUGCCUUUUGGUAUAGAUACCCUUCCUUUACAAACCCUUUUUCACUAAACUGUUAUUAGCACAAAUUAAUUAUCAUUAGGCGAACCAAUAUAUAUGUCACUUAAACCAAGUAACUCUUUUCUUUAUAUAUAUACAUACAUGUGGUUAAUAUUUCAGUUUCGUAGUCUAUGUGAAACACUCCAAGAAGAAGAGUAAGAAAAAAACAAUAUGGAUCAGAGCCAUUUAAACGCAAGUCAAUCAAGAUCUGUAGAUCGCAAAACUAUUGAGAAAAAUAGAAGGAUUCAGAUGAAAAACCUCUACUCAGAACUCAACUCUCUUCUUCCUCAAACUUCUAGGGAGUCUUUGGCACUGCCUGAUCAGCUAGAUGAAGCUGCAAACUACAUCAAGAAGCUACAAGUGAACGUGGAGAAAAAGAGAGAAAGGAAGAGGAAACUUCUUGCGACUACAGCUUUCGAGAAAUUGAAUUCCACUGGAUCUUCAUCGAUGUCUUCGAGUGUGGACCUCUCCAUGCCAAGAAGGUUACCUAGAAUCGAGAUUCAAGAAACCGGUCCGGUUCUUCACAUCUUUCUUGUGACAAGCGUGGAACACAAGUUUAUCUUCCAUGAGAUCACUCGUCUUAUCACUGAGGAAGCAGGAGCUGAGAUGACUCAUGCUGGAUACUCCAUUGUUGAUGAUGCCGUCUUCCACACUCUUCAAUGCAAGGUGGAAGAUUGUGAUUACGGAGCUGGGACUAGAAUUUCAGAGAGUCUGAAGAAACUUGUGAACACAGUCAACUAAUAUUCUCUUUAACAUGUACCCUUUCGUCCCUCUCCUUGCAGUUUUUUCUAUUUUUUUCCUUCUGUUUUACUUUUUGUUUGUUGAAUUUUAUCUUUUAUUAUGAAAGCAAUGUUUCGUUGUGAGCAUAAUAUGCCAUUUUAAAAUCUAUUGGGAUGAUGUAUUGGAAUUGAAAUUGAGACUUAACAGCAAAACAAAAAAUUUCUAA
This is a messenger RNA of Brassica napus (rape), 2600 nucleotides long. Its product is annotated as transcription factor bHLH162-like. NCBI's taxonomy places the organism in Eukaryota, Viridiplantae, Streptophyta, Magnoliopsida, Brassicales, Brassicaceae. Gene Ontology annotation, cellular component: RNA polymerase II transcription regulator complex. Gene Ontology annotation, biological process: regulation of transcription by RNA polymerase II. The transcript has 3 exons. Gene Ontology annotation, molecular function: RNA polymerase II transcription regulatory region sequence-specific DNA binding; protein dimerization activity; DNA-binding transcription factor activity, RNA polymerase II-specific. The record is from RefSeq and is a predicted model, not a curated record. Bases 1826 to 2395 code for a protein of 189 amino acids.